AUGAUCGCACUCGUACACUUUGAACAAUCGGACUAUGCGGUCUAUCUUCAUCCUGAAGAUAAGCGCGGUUAUCGUUCUAUUGUCCGAUUGAUCAAUAACGACCGAGCGAUCUCAAUAAUCAAUCGAGAUUAUACUUCUGCAGAAAGAAUUGGUCUUGCCUUAACCAUGGCUUUAGUCACAGAAGUCUAUACCCGUAUUGUUCCAAUCGCUCAAAAUGUAGUUACGGGAAAUAAUGCCCGUUUGUUUGAUUCAAAAACGGGCAUCAUCCAACUAGGUACUCCUCAAGAACCAAUUUUUCUUCAUGGUCAUGUGUUUGGAUGCGGCAACCCAGAAGGAAAAUAUAUUGACGACGUUCAACUGGAUGGUCCUAUUCUUGGAUCACUACUUUUCGAUAUGAACGCUACGUCUCAGCAAGAAUCAGAUCACGAUAAACAAGUAUCUUGGAAAUCAGACGAAAUGAAUAAAGUGGUUCGUAGAUUAGAAACUGAAAUUGAAAACAUUCAUGAUGCUUACAAAGUUCACGGACUAACCAUCAUUACCCGAAACAUUUUCAUCGAUAUCUACAUAGUAAGACAUGGCGAAACGGAUUGGAAUACUCAAAAAAGACUUCAAGGACAUACAGAUAUUCCUUUAAGUGUGCAAGGCAAACAACAAGCUGGCCAACUUCAGGAAAAGUUUGCUGGCAUUUAUUUUUCAAAAAUAUUCUCAUCCGAUUUGAUACGGGCGCGUUCAACUGCUGAAUUAAUUCUUAGUUCAAACAAAUCAACUAUUAUUGAAACGCCACUUCUCCGAGAAAGAUGCUUGGGAACAUGGGAAGGACGUUUGGCUGGCGAAUUAAAAUCGUACUUGGAACAAACUGUCGAUCUUAACAAUUUCACACAAGAAGAAUAUUUAUUGUUUAAAUGGGACGAUACUGCUGAAAGCUAUUCUGAUGCGUAUCAACGAAUACAAACUUUUAUCCGUUCCAUUGUAUUUUCUCCACCGAUAAGUGAUGAUCCCAUUUUACUUUCUAGUCAUGGCGGUAUCUUGCGAUCCAUACUAUAUCACUUAGAUUUUCAUCCUGGUCUUUGCUGGCAGGUGACUAACUGUGCUUUUCUGAAGCUGAGAGCACGAGCAGAUGGACAAAUCACCAUUAUGGCUUCCGACGGUGUCAGAUUGAUCGAGGCAAAGGAGACCAUUUUGCCAGCUUGA
This is a messenger RNA of Rotaria sp. Silwood2, 1191 nucleotides long. The record is from the annotation of a GenBank genome assembly. NCBI's taxonomy places the organism in Eukaryota, Metazoa, Rotifera, Eurotatoria, Philodinida, Philodinidae.